UAUGAGGUCCCCCCUGGAUGGCGUUGUUAAGGAUGUCUAGCUGAGGUUGAUUUACUACCCACUAUUAUGGUGACGGGGCGAUUGAUUCGUUCAAACACGCCGUUUGCUGCUGCAUUUGCGGGCGUUCUUCGCUUCGACUGAAUCUGAGUGUCAAACCCUCCAUGCGUUCGUAAAGGUCUCCUCGUCUUUCUCUCUCUUGUUCUUCCAACAUGUCGAAACGUCGACUCAGCAGUGUCGACGAUCAGCAACACCACCAACAGCUACAGCAGGAAAAUUCAGCCAUGCCGUUUACCAUUGACCCAUCUACACCUUAUGCAUCGUACGAUCUUGCCACUUUUCUGUGGCAAACACCGUUUAUUUUCGAUUACACGUUCGACGACGCAGCUAAACGGGCUCUUCUGCAGAAAUGUUAUGCAUCGCUCUGGAAAAACAAGAACGAAUUGAUGCAGCAACACUUCUUCCCAGAUCGUCGAGAAUUUGACGAAUCGAUCGAUCGGUCACUCUUGCACCGUCAUCGACGUACGCGUAACAACGAUGAAGGAACAAGCGAUCGCACUGGUUUAAGUCAGGCACAAGAGGAUGCAGACAUGGACAACAACAACAGCAACACCAGCAACAUGCACACGUACAAACGACCUCAUCUUGAACGCUGUGGCCGAGUGUUUCGCAAAGGAGAACCGGUUUACCGGUGUAGAAACUGCGGUCUUGAUGAUACGUGUGUGCUUUGUUCAAAGUGCUUUCAUUCCAGCAAUCACGAACACCACACUGUAUUCGUAUCAAUCAGCCCUGGCUCAGGCGGUUGUUGCGACUGCGGCGACCCCGAGGCAUGGAAGGUGCCAUUAGAGUGCGACGCUCACUGCUCUCGUGCAGCGUUCUCGCCUGGGCAGCGAUCAGCUUCAUCCAAAGCCAUGGAAAAGCACAUACGCAAAUGCUUAACGACAAUCCUCGAUUUUAUCCUCUGCGUGUUUUCCCUUGCAUCCGAAGAAAUCGCAUUACCAGCUACAAACGACGAAAUCAUCCAGUGGAACAAGAACGAGUGUGUCAUUUUUCGCCGAAUGAAAGUACCAGCACGGACAGGCCUGCACAAGAAGCGAAAGCAACGCGCACAGCAGCAAUUUCAUGACGAUAUGGACAUGGACAAGGAAAAUCAAGAAGAGAGUGCGAGUGCAGCGCGACAGGCUGUGGAUGACGAUAUGCUCUAUUCAUUAAUUGCAUGGAACGACGAGACACAUUCACUCAAAGACGUGUGUGAAUCGGUAAUGCGUGCCUUGCCUUGCGACUAUGAACAUGCGCGACGUAUCGUCGAGACAAUCCAGAUGCAAGGUCGAGAAAAGCUCGGAACGUCAGUUAACUUGGACGAACUACGGUCCAUGGCAGCACCGUUGACGAAUAUUGGAUUUGGUGUAACGAUUAAACCAGCACGCGAUGUGUUUCGAGAACAAGUAUGUGCUGUACUGAUCGACUGGCUUCAGGAGCUUGCUCGGGCUCCAUUUCCAUUGAACGAGAACGACACUAUCCGGACAAUCUUGUGUGAGGAAUUUUGUGUUUGCUGGGAGUUACCACGGCCGCUUGCUAUUCUUACAACAGGUUCGCCACCGGUACGACUCUUGUCAGAAGAUGAGGAAGACGAUUUGGAAGAUUAUAACAUUGCAAGUGGGGACGACACAGUGAUGAAUGGAUCUGAAUCAGAGCAAGGAGAAAUGUUGGUGGCCCAUACACAAGAAGUCGAGGAAGAAGAGGAUGUCGAGAUGGACGAGCCAGAUGAAGCAGCGGAUAUUGUUGUACCUGUUAUCGAGCAUAUCGAUCCUGAUAAUUACCCGAUUAUAUAUCAGAACCAAAACGAUAUCGCCAGCAUCGAAUGGGAUCCAGCACCAAUGGUCAAAGAUCAUCGUCGUUUGGCUCUAGAAGAACAGAAUUUCGCUGCAUUCCUUGAUAUACCACGUCAACUGAUCCCUGUCAGAGAAAUGAAUGAAACGCGUGCCUUGGCCUUGGCUAUCCAGCGCGAAUUUGAAAAGAAGCGUAGACUCGACUAUUUCUUACUUUAUGAUCUCCGAGUUUGGAAAGAAGUACGGAUAUCUUUGCGCGAGCUUUACAUCUUAACACUUGGAUCCAACCCAGUGUUUAAGAAGCGAUUCGGCAAGCGACUAGUACGGAACUACGCAAGAUUGGCAGAUGCUUUCUUGUUCCGGGAUCGAGAGCCUGAAAGUGCCUUCAUCCUGUUCUCUGUCCAGCUCCUCACUGUGCCAUCAGUAUGCAGUUUGCUCGUGAACGAAUAUUACUUUUUCGGUCUCAUUUGCUCUACAUUAGCAGCGUUCUUUACCACCGAUCAAAUCUACUAUCUUCCACCUAGUGAACGCCCUAAUCUACCAACAAGACUUAGCUGUGAAUCAAAGGCUUUCCGCACCCGCCGAUACUUUAACGCAUUCCACGACUUACGCUAUAUCCUCAACGUCGACCUUCUCAAGCCGUUGCUUGCCCAAGAUCCAGUGUUCUUACGGCAUUAUCUCGACCUCAUUUCGCUCUUCCAGGCCAUGAAUCCACAAUUAUGUCAAAAGGAUACGCAUGUCGAAUACGAAUCCGAAAUAUGGGUCAAUGCAUUCAAUGUCACCUUGCAGAUCGCCAAGUGUUGCCGUGCAUUCUCUGACUGUUACAAUGCAUUGCCGUCCGAGACAUCGGAGCAACAAAUUCAAUCUGCACAAACGCUGGUCCGUGCUGUUGCUAGGAUACUUAAAGCCAUUGAUGCGUGGGGCGUGGGUACCAUCGAAGACGGUAUGGUUCCCGCAACAACUAGUGUAAAUCGACACACCGUCACCUUGCCCUACCUUGGCGAUAUGAGUCUAAUCAAGUACGAUAUUUCCUCCGAGCCGGUUUCCUUCCAUCAUCCACUCCACUGGCUUUUGGCGGGUGUUCUUGAGGCGGCAAGCUGGAUAACCGAUGAUGUUUUGCAACAAUCAGGAUGGUCCUCUGGAUUUGCCAACGCCGUCGCACUGUUCAAUUCGAUGGACACGGAUAUGCUACCUCGUAUUUUGGAUUUCCCUAUUCGCACACUGGCAUUCUCUUCGCAGAUUAGAGCUGGUGUUUGGGUUAGGAAUGGAUACAAUAUUCGAAAUCAGGUCCACCAUUAUCGUGACAUAUCACUCCGUGAAGCAACCUACGACAGUGAUAUUUUCCUCCUACAGUUCGCAUUCGUAACGAUCGACCCCAACUAUGUGCUUGCAACCUUGAUGGAUCGCUUCGACCUAGUCCCAUGGUUUACAGGUGACACUGAACACGGUCAAUACGAUAACAUGCAGUCUACGUUUAUGGUGGAAGAAAUUCUGUAUCUUUUGAUCCUGUGUGUCUCUGAACGCACGAAUGCCACACACAAGCCGGUUCAAGACAAGAUCAGACGUGAAAUUGUCCAUCACCUUUGCCUCGGCCACACAGUUUACUCGGAACUCGUCAAGCGGAUACCUGAACGUUUGACUGAACACCACGACUUUGACGAAAUCCUCAACGAGGUUGCCAUAUUUAAAGAACCUGUUACGCUCAAUGACUCUGGACGGUAUGAGUUGCGUGACGAGUAUUUUAACAUGGUGGAUCCCUAUUUCUGGCACUACAGCCGAAAUAACCGUGGUGAGGCGGAACUCGUGCUCAAGAACCGGUGGAAGAAGGAACAUCCAGAUCAGGACGAAUCGACCUUUUUUGUGCUGCCAAAGCCUUUCGAAUGGGUCCAAGGACCUUUUCAAGGAUUAGAGCGUUUGCUUAGCUCGCCAGUCAUUGUUCAGAUGAUAGUGUACACACUUUACAACGUUCGACGCCUGCGCGAGAGUCACAAGAGUGAUACGGUGCUUGAUGAGGCCAUGUAUUUAAUCCUGCUUUCCAUGACCGUACAAGACCCAAGCGAGUUUUGCCAAUAUGCAACAGGUCGUGUAUUUACAUUUGAGUCGCCUGACGAUGCCAGCGAACAAGAGAUGAGCUUAUUCCAGGUGCUGAUCCAGUAUCGUAACGACGAGCAAUACAAAGAAACUCACGCACGGAUUGAUUGGAUCUUGGAACAAAUGAAGACGCGUGGUGGCGACCAGGCUCAAUUUGCAGUAAAGCAGUAUUCUGAGACCAUACAAAAGGAUGAUGAUGUUUCGGCGGAUGCGAAUACGCAGGAGUUGUCUGAACAAGAACAAAAGAAGAAGGCGGCUAAGGAAAGGCAGCAAAAGAUCAUGGCCAUGUUUGCCCAAGCGCAGUCUGCAUUUAUGGAGCAAAAUGAAGAUCUUUACGACGAAGAAGAGGAAGAACAAGAAGAAGCGCAGAACGAAGGAGAAGGUAUCAAUGAUGUCGAUGGUGAUGCUACGACGGUUCAGCGAGUAUGCGCGUAUCCAACAGGCACAUGCAUUGUUUGUCAAGAAGACGUCAACGAGCGAUCCCUUCCGUACGGCAUGCUUGUCUUGAUCCAGAUAUCGAACAUUUUGCGCGAGGCAGAAAUGGACAAUCCCGCUACAUUUAAAAACAUGGCGGAGAUGGGACCCAGUCUUGACCGCGACUGGCCUGAUGCCCAAGUACCAAACAGCGACGAUAAAGAAAGCCAAACAUGCGGCAGCUUUCCAUCAGACCGACACAAGGCUGGUCUUUGUGCGACAACAUGCGGUCAUUUGAUGCAUAUGAAGUGCUUUGAUGCCUACUAUGCUUCUAUCGAGCAGCGACACACGGCUCAACUUACGCGCAACCACCCUGAAAACCGCAUCCGCAAGGAAUUCACUUGCCCACUGUGCAAAUCAUUGGGUAAUGUGCUGAUGCCCAUCCUAUGGAAAGGCAAGGUCGAAUCCCAUCCUGGCGUGCUCACCAACGCAGACGAAGAAUCAUACAACCACUUUCUUCAAGCGGACAUUCACUUGACAGCAGAAAAGCUUCAGCAUGCGAUCAAUCCAUCACAACCGCCUGGGUACGGUAUUUGGAGUGCUGGUGGUGACAUGCUUUUUGCACCACGACUGCCAUCUUUACGCGGAGAAAAUAGCAGCUCGCGGGACAAAAUUCCUGGGUUUUCCACGCUACUUGGACUGGCUGCCAACGAACAACAUCAACAACGGUUGAACCGACUGGGCCCACCAGAAAUGCUGUUCCGCUCGGCUGUCGGUGUUAUUCCUGCUAUCAGCUCUGCAUACACUCGGAUAUUUGAUGUCCUCUCUGCCAUCCUCGAUAUCUGUGGCGUUGAAGCGACUCGAAGUCUGUCAACCAGCAUCAAGAAUGUUGAUACACUUUGGGGAGUGCUCGGGUAUACCAUUGCGGCCGUCGAGAUAGCCAUGCGAGGCGCAUCCUCUUCAUCCGACACACUAUACGACCAAUUACCUAGUCAAGCACAAAUGCUGUUGCGUAUUUUGAGCGACACGGUGAUAUCCUACGCAAGUCUAAUGUGCCAGAGUGAACCGCCGCAUUCAGGCUCGCGAUUAUUUAACAUUCCACCUGUUUCACACGAUAGCAGCACCAUGGUUCAAGUGCAUACUGUUGCUGUACAAAGAAUGCUUCAGCUGUUUGCUUCGGAUACGGCUACGACGACCAAUCAGCAAGCUGCGGCUGCCCCAAAUACCCGUCUCUAUGACAACGCCCCACUUUUGACUGAUGACCCCUUCAUGAUACUUUCCGAACUUUCGGUCCAUCUGGUCCAAGUUACCAAGACCGAUGUAUAUCCGUUUAUGCGCGUGCUGCUGUUGGCUGAGCUAACCAAGAUCACUGUUGGCUUGCUGCAAGAGGGCUCCCUCCCGCUUUAUCAAGCAAACAAUGAUGGCGGCGAAAUAACCAACGAUAGCGAUGAUGCCAUUGCAACGCGAGAGUUUGUUGCUAUGGUGUCAAGCAAGCUCAAUAGCCAAGUCGAUAUUAGUGCUAGUGCCAGAUUCGACAAGUUGCUCAAGUCGUUUGCACUGCCAUUUUUGCGUCGCACAAUGAUUCUGCUAGUUGCACGGUUUGGCCUUAUCGUGGAUCUAUCAUUGACACAAGAAGAAAGCGAGUUUGACCGCCUUUUACGGAUAUUGCAUCUUCCUAGUUUGGCUACACUGCUGAGACAUCAGGAUACAGAGCAGAUGGUGGCUGGAUGGUGCGGUCAACUUGCCAAAGAAGCCGAGCGACGAGGCGAACCACAGCGGACCGUAUUAGAUCUCCCAACACCACUAUCAUUGAUUCGAUUACCGACAAGAUUGGACGCGUUGAUGGAUGAAAGUAUGCGCCGUAUAUGUCCAAGAUGCAAGACCGUACCUACAGACCCAGCUGUCUGUCUGCUCUGUGGUACAUUUGUAUGUGCUCAAAGCUUUUGUUGUUCUGAAGGUGAAGAAGGCGAGUGCAAUUUGCACAUGUUAGAGUGUGGUGGCGAGAUCGGCUUGUACUUGUUAAUCAAACGGUGUUCUUUACUGGUACUCCAUAACGAGAAUGGAUGGUUUAUGCAAGCACCUUAUUUGGAUGCACAUGGUGAAGUGGAUGAAGGAUUACGACGAGGUCGACCCCAGUUUUUGGCUGCCAAGCGAUACGCAGAUACCCGUAAACUAUGGUUGCAACAUGGUAUACCUGCAUACGUAGCGAGACAAAUUGAAGCAUCUUACGAUGUUGGUGGCUGGACUACAUUGUAAAAAACACACACAAAUAGUAUAUAACACAUAAUCAUUCACAUAUCUCUUUCUGAUCUACAUAAGACCCAAAAUUUAAAAAGUCACAUUCUUUUCUUUUUCUGUCUGCAAAGUAUACUAAAAAACCAAAGAUAAAAAGAACAUUAAGCAAGAAAAAAGCAGAAGGGGAAGGGGGAAAGAAAGCUGCGUAUAUAAAGGAUGCUGUAUAUGUAUAUAUUUGACAGAGGAAGGGGUGGGUUUAGAGA
This is a messenger RNA of Zychaea mexicana, 6829 nucleotides long. RefSeq lists its product as uncharacterized. Lineage: Eukaryota; Fungi; Mucoromycota; Mucoromycetes; Mucorales; Lichtheimiaceae. Gene Ontology annotation, cellular component: ubiquitin ligase complex; cytoplasm. Gene Ontology annotation, molecular function: zinc ion binding; ubiquitin protein ligase activity. The transcript has 5 exons. Gene Ontology annotation, biological process: ubiquitin-dependent protein catabolic process via the N-end rule pathway; protein ubiquitination. The record is from RefSeq and is a predicted model, not a curated record. The coding region runs from base 210 to 6587 and encodes 2125 amino acids.